Messenger RNA from Acomys russatus (golden spiny mouse), 948 nucleotides. RefSeq names its product olfactory receptor 4K3-like. Gene Ontology annotation, cellular component: membrane. The record is from RefSeq and is a predicted model, not a curated record. Bases 1 to 948 code for a protein of 315 amino acids. Gene Ontology annotation, biological process: G protein-coupled receptor signaling pathway. Gene Ontology annotation, molecular function: olfactory receptor activity; G protein-coupled receptor activity. The transcript has a single exon. Lineage: Eukaryota; Metazoa; Chordata; Mammalia; Rodentia; Muridae.
AUGGAUGAAAUGGAUGGAAGGAAUAAAUCCGUAGUAUCAGAAUUUGUACUUUUGGGACUUGCCCACUCACAUAGUAAUCAAGUCUUACUCUUCACAAUCUUUUUGAUGCUUUAUCUGCUCAUUGUAUCUGGAAAUAUUGUCGUCAUGGUCUUAAUAAGCAGAGACCACCAUCUCCAUUCCCCUAUGUACUUCCUGUUAGCAAGCCUGUCCUUUUUUGAUAUGUGGCUUUCUUCAAUCACUACUCCCAAAAUGCUCACAGACUUACUCAGAGAAAACAGGACCAUUUCCUUUGCAGGGUGCAUGUUUCAGGUUUUCUUCACCCAUUGCAUUGCUGCAGGGGAGGCAGUGCUUUUGGUGGCAAUGGCUUAUGACCGUUAUGUGGCCAUCUGCAAACCACUCCACUAUUUCACUAUGAUGAACCUGAGAAGAUGCACUGGGCUGGUGUUAACAUCCUGGACCAUUGGCUUCAUCCAUGCCAUGAGUCACCUGGUAGAAAUUAUGGGGCUUCCUUUUUGUGGUCCCAAGGAAAUUGAUAGUUUUUUCUGUGAUACACCAUUGAUAAUCAAGCUAGCCUGUGUGGAUAUCCAUGACUUGGAUAUUUUAAUGAAUGUUGAGUGUGGUGCUGUGGGUGUACCCUGCUUUAUUCUGUUGCUCAUAUCCUACACAAACAUCCUUGUCACUGUUUGCCAAAGCUCUAAAGCUGGUGCAAAUAAGGCCCUGUCCACCUGCUCUGCCCACAUAAUAGUGGUGAUGGUCUUUUUUGUACCCUGUAUCUUCAUCUAUGUUUGGCCCCUCAAAUUCACCUGGUUAAACAAAUUACUUGCUGUAUUUUACUCCAUCUUUACACCUCUCCUGAAUCCAGCCAUUUAUACAAUGAGAAAUAAGGAGAUGAAAAACGCUAUGAAAAGAUUCAUAAAUAACUACUUGAAUUCCAAAAGAAACUUCUAA